Molecule: messenger RNA, 1299 nt
Organism: Myripristis murdjan (pinecone soldierfish)
Lineage: Eukaryota; Metazoa; Chordata; Actinopteri; Holocentriformes; Holocentridae
Gene: kcns3a
Product: potassium voltage-gated channel, delayed-rectifier, subfamily S, member 3a
Exons: 1
Coding region: 1-1299 (432 amino acids)
Biological process (GO): potassium ion transmembrane transport; action potential; protein homooligomerization
Cellular component (GO): membrane; voltage-gated potassium channel complex
Molecular function (GO): protein binding; voltage-gated potassium channel activity
Source: RefSeq, a predicted model, not a curated record
AUGGUGUAUGGACAGAUUCUUCACAGGCACAGCCCUGAUGAUUGUUUUAUUAACAUCAACGUCGGGGGCUUCAAACAGCGUCUGGAGCAAAAUAUUCUGAAACGUUUUCCGCAGACACGUCUGGGACGUCUGCUGUGUUGCAGCUCCAAAGAAGCAAUCCUCGAGCUCUGUGACGACUUCAGUCCCUCUGAAAUGGAGUACUAUUUUGACCGCAAUCCGUGCUUUUUCCGCUACGUUCUUAACUUUUACCUCACAGGCAAAAUACACCUGAUGGAAGGGUUGUGCGUGGUCUCUUUCGGUCAAGAGAUUGAGUACUGGGGCAUCAAGGAACGCCAUCUGGAUUCCUGCUGCAGCAACAAAUAUCAGGAACUGAAGGAGUUUGCUGAGGAUGAGGGCUGGGAUCAGAGGAGCAAUGAGCAGCAGCUCCAAAGUUUUGACUCAUCGACUGAGCAGCUGUCAGCUAAAGAAAGGGAUCUUGAAAUGUUUGAAGGCUCCUGGUGUGCAGAUAUCCGCAGAAAUAUUUGGAUCCGAUUUGAGAACCCGGGUUACUCAACUUCAGCUAAAGCAAUGGCUGUUGUGUCCUUGGGUGUGGUCAUUAUCUCCAUUGUGGCCAUGUGUGUCCACAGCAUGCCUGACUUCCAGCAGGUGGAUCUCAAUGACAAGGAGAUUGAAAACCCAGUGCUGGCUUUCUUUGAGAACUUCUGCGUCAUUUGCUUCUCUGUGGAAUUUCUUGUUCGUUUGGCUGCAUCACCUUCACCUAGGAAGUUCUUGUGCAGCCCACUCAACAUUAUUGACUUUAUCUCGAUUUUGCCCUUCUACACCACUUGGGCCUUUGACAUAGUGGAUGAAGGGGAGAGCCCAGAACUGGAGAAUGUUGGCAAAGUGGUUCAGAUCUUGAGAUUAAUGCGAGUGUUUCGCAUCCUAAAACUGGCCCGUCAUUCAGCUGGCCUUCGAUCUCUUGGUGCAACACUUAGGCACAGUUACCACGAAGUAGGGCUCCUGGUGCUUUUCUUGUCUGUGGGUAUAUCCAUCUUCUCUGUUCUCAUCUACUUUGUAGAGAGAGAGUCUUUGGAGUCUGAGCUGCAGACCAUCCCUAUUGGCUGGUGGUGGGCCACCAUUAGCAUGACCACAGUGGGCUAUGGGGACACCUGCCCUGUUACACUAGGUGGGAAGCUCAUAGGAACCCUGUGUAUCAUCUGUGGGCUGCUAGUCGUGGCUCUGCCCAUUACUAACAUCUUUAAUAAGUUCUCUAAGUUCUAUCAGAAGCAAAAACACAUAGAUAUCAUGCCAGGUAAUUAG